AAUGUUAAAAUGAUUAGCCACGUUCAGCAUGUAAUGACUAAAUGUCCAUGCCUCAAGGUUUCAAGUCUCAUGAGCGAAAGAGAAUCAAGAGAAUGGGCUACAGAAGGGAAAUGGUUAAUACCAGCCUCCCCAAAACAUGGGCAGUUCGUUUUCAGUCGCAUUUAUAAUGUAUCGAGUGCGUGGGGAUUACCGUGAAGCGCUCAAGACAGAGGCUGGGGAUGGUCAAGAGAUUACUUUGGAGUAAGUCUAAAAAAAGCCGUCGACUGCCGGUUCACAACAUUGCGUCAAUAGACUUUGCGCACAAUGCCAGUACUCCAUUGGAUACUUCUGCUACUCUUGGGCCUGGCCUGUGCCACUCCAUCAAGGUCUACUCGGAGAAAAAGAGGACUGCUGGAACUGGCUGGAGUCAUCAAAUGUAGUACCGGAAGAUCAGCCUUGGCCUAUAUGAUGUAUGGCUGUUACUGUGGCCUUGGAGGACAAGGAUGGCCCAGGGACAAGGCUGACUGGUGCUGUCAUAAACAUGACUGCUGCUACGGUGAUGCAGAGUUUGCAGGUUGCCAAACGCACACCGACAAGUACCAGUGGACAUGUGAAGACAAGGAAGCCGAUUGUGAUUCUCUGAAGGACAAGUGUGAGAAAAUGCUCUGCCGCUGUGACAGGGAAGCAGCUAAGUGUCUGAGAAAAGCGCCUUUCAUUAAGAAAUACGCUUUUUGGCCAGAUUUUCUCUGUGGAUGUGUUCACCCAACCUGCAAUUUCUACUGAUCCAUCAGUAGUCUCUCCAGCAUGCAACAUUCUAUAAUAGUGCGGAAGUCAAGUUUUUAUUCUGUUUUUUUCUAUAGCCAAAGCUACUCUUUUUGUACUGUUUAUCUAUAUAUUUUGUGAUUAUUUGUUCAAUAAGUACUGUAAAAUCUUUGUGGGAAUUAAAGGAUCACGCACAUCUCUCAA
This is a messenger RNA of Alosa alosa (allis shad), 945 nucleotides long. It is a transcript of the gene pla2g10, whose product is annotated as phospholipase A2 group X. Gene Ontology annotation, molecular function: calcium ion binding; phospholipid binding. The transcript is spliced from 4 exons. Lineage: Eukaryota; Metazoa; Chordata; Actinopteri; Clupeiformes; Clupeidae. Gene Ontology annotation, biological process: lipid catabolic process; phospholipid metabolic process; arachidonate secretion. The record is from RefSeq and is a predicted model, not a curated record. The coding region runs from base 304 to 762 and encodes 152 amino acids.